AUGCUCAUGAGCGCGCCCUCGUUCCGCUUUCCAGACAACGACACCCCUCAGCAGACGGACAACUUCAGCAUUGAUCCAGCGCUUUUUCCGGAGUCUGCCCAUCAAAAAUCGGCGUCUGUAGCCGCACCUUCCCAAAGCGUCGCCACAGCCGUUCCCAAAGCAGAAGCCCCGCUUUUGCCAUCGAGACAGCCUGCCAGUGGACCAGCAAGAACCUCAAAAGGACAAGGCCAGGUUUCAAAUGAGAAGAGCACAAAAAAACUCUACUAUUCUUUGAAUGUCCCUGCUCUAAAGAGCCUAUGCCGUGAGCGGAACUUCAAGGUCGGUGGGAAGAAGGGCGAGCUUGUUGAGCGGCUUGAAAAGCAUGACCAGCAAUGCUUGCCCAAACCCAGGAUACCAAGCAGUAACGAGAGCCAACAGACAGAAAGAGAGACCCCCAGUCUGUCAGCUGCAGGCGCCGUCGUUGCUGGGAUGGACCAAACGGUUGACGUCGCAAAAGCGAUGCAAGAGUCCUUCAACCACGGAUUCGAGAACACAGACGAUGGUCCGGGUGAAGAGAGCAACGAUGAGGAUGACCACGGUGACGAUGAAGGCGACGAUGGGCCACGCGAGGAUUCUAUGGAGAUCGAUACGUUGGGCACAGAAAGCUCGAAAGCUUGGAUUGAUGCAUACAUCAUGGACACAAGGCGAAAAAGUGGGCAGCAAACAGAGAAGAGCGUGCUCUCUCUGUGGCGGCGCUGGGUACCCAUAGCGAUCGCUGCGGGCACGAUCCCUGACCACAUCGUCGAUGCCAACCACACCAUGGAAUACCUCAAGUAUGCUGCAACAAGGAGCCUCUUUACAACCCGAGGUCACCCAAAGGAGGGCCCGGCACGCUUAUCAUCGUCAUCAUUGAAAAAGAAUAUGACCAUGCUCGGCCGCGUUCGGCAGCGACAGUGCGACAACGACCCUACCCUGCAAGCACGUCGGCCCACAUCUACAUCGAGGAGCCAGGAUUUUUACAAGGCUCUUAUGGUAGAAUCCCAACGCUUGCGCCUUGAAGACGAGUUUUUCGACAUCAGCGAAAACACGAUACUGGACUCACAGCUGCAUGCCGUGCACUUCGAGGAGAUCACAUCCGCUAUCUUCACGAAGCUCGAUCAACUCCCAUCAGUCAUCAAAGCACAUUUUAGCUGGACUUGGUAG
Laccaria bicolor S238N-H82 is the source of this 1182-nucleotide messenger RNA. RefSeq lists its product as uncharacterized. The transcript has 11 exons. The coding region runs from base 1 to 1182 and encodes 393 amino acids. The record is from RefSeq and is a predicted model, not a curated record. Lineage: Eukaryota; Fungi; Basidiomycota; Agaricomycetes; Agaricales; Hydnangiaceae.